This is a messenger RNA of Symsagittifera roscoffensis, 2734 nucleotides long. Its product is annotated as 5-aminolevulinate synthase, erythroid-specific, mitochondrial-like. The transcript has 11 exons. Gene Ontology annotation, cellular component: mitochondrion; mitochondrial matrix. Gene Ontology annotation, biological process: heme biosynthetic process. The record is from RefSeq and is a predicted model, not a curated record. Bases 521 to 2734 code for a protein of 737 amino acids. NCBI's taxonomy places the organism in Eukaryota, Metazoa, Xenacoelomorpha, Acoela, Convolutidae. Gene Ontology annotation, molecular function: pyridoxal phosphate binding; 5-aminolevulinate synthase activity.
CGCGACACUAUGGCGACAUAAUUUUGUAGGGCCCUUGGAAAUUAGACGACAAGCAAAUUAGACUACUGUAAAAAACCAAAGAAUCGUCGCAAAAAUUCAUCUAAAUUCCCCGGGACUUAGGGGCCUUAUUAUUUUCUGAUCGUCUAUUUUUUAAGCCCCAAUUUUGAACAGAAUCAAAUAUAAUAUAAUAUAACGUCACACAGGUUAGUAAAAAUGGGACAGUUAAUCAAAAGUUACGCAAUCACUAAAUUAACAGUCUAGUUUGAAUUGCGACAUAAUUUCCACAGAGUACCAAAAACAAAAGGAGAGGACAUACAGAUUACCAAAAAUAGAACAGCUUACUAAAAGUUGCCCAUUUCUUGUAUCAAGAUUACGUGAUAAUUACGUUUUGUAAGGUAAAGGACUAUCUACUUAAACAAGCGGAAGCUCGUAUUGACACUGUGUUGACAUUGAAUUUGCAAAAACUGCGGCAAAUUUUUGAGUGAUCCAGUUUUGAACAACUUCAUAAAGAGUAAAGAAAAUGGAAAAGUUGAUUAAAAAUUGCCCAUUUGUGUCAAAAUUACCUACCAAUUAUGUACGGAAGAUGAAUGGCUAUCUGCCCAAAUAUGCAGAAGUUUGUCCGGUCAUGUCAAAGUUCAUGCGUCCUAACCCAGACUCAGAGGCUACCAGUCAGAAAAAAAUCAACACCGGGCCAAAAUCAAAACAGUUAAAUUCUGAUCAACAGACGAAACUACACAAAAAAUACGGAAUCAAACUCGGCAGUGCCGACAAACAGACAGAGUGGCCCAAAAGUGGCAAGUCACAAUUGGGUUAUGAGUACAAGUUCCCAGUGGUGAUGAAAGUGUGUUCUGAACUGCGACGACAGAAUAGCAAACUACCGAAAUUUGGGAAUAUCGACUACGAACAAGUCAUGCAGGACCAUAUCGAGGCUAAAAAGACAGAACAUUCGUACAGGUUGUUCAAAUCUGUUGAGCGACAAGCUGGAAGCCAUCCUAUUGCAUUCGAACAUGAGAAAAACAAACCAGUAUGGAACUCGAUGGAUUCUCAGAACGACGAAUUCAAAGACGAGACUCGAGACAUAACGGUGUGGUGUAGCAACGACUACUUAGGAAUAACUUCUCACCCGGAAGUUAUCGAGGCGGCAACUACUGCGAUUCGUCGGCACGGAUCAGGCGCGGGAGGCACGAGGAAUAUUUCGGGAACCACUCCGUAUCAUAAUAUGUUGGAAACCGAACUUGCCGAUUUGCAUCAGAAAGAAGCCGCUUUGGUCUUCACUUCGUGUUAUGUUGCGAAUGACACGACUUUGACGACACUUCCGAAGUUGCUGCCUGGUUGUGAAAUCUUUUCGGACGAGGGAAACCACGCAUCUAUGAUCCAAGGUAUCCGCAACAGCAGAGCGCCCAGAUACAUAUUCAACCACAAUGACCCCCAACAUCUGGAGCAGCUUCUGGUUAAGGCAGACCCAUCCACUCCCAAACUCGUGGCCUUCGAAUCAGUUCAUUCUAUGGAUGGAAGUAUCUGUGACCUGCAUGAGAUGUGUGACGUAGCUCACAAGUACGGAGCCCUGACUUUUGUGGAUGAGGUGCAUGCAGUGGGUCUGUACGGAGAAAGAGGGGCGGGGAUUGGGGAGAGGGACGGGGCGCUCCACAAGAUUGACGUCGUAUCCGGAACUCUGGGCAAGGCUUUUGGAAACAUCGGAGGCUACAUCGCGGCUAACAAGACUCUAAUCGACGUCAUCCGAAGCUACGGUUCCGGCUUCAUCUUCACAACGUCUCUUCCCCCCUCAGUGCUCUACGGGACAAUCGCUGCCAUCCGAAUACUGAAAGGGGAGGAGGGACAGGUGUUGCGUUAUAGGCAGCAGGAGAAUGUGAAGUUGUUGCGUAAUAAGCUGUUGCGAGCGGGACUACCCGUGAUUGAUGCGCCUAGUCAUAUCAUACCUAUUCAUGUUGGAAACGCAGAAGCCUGCACAAAAGUAUCCGAUUACCUUUUGGACAGACACGGUAUAUACAUCCAAGCUAUCAACUACCCUACUGUAGCCAAGGGAACAGAGCGACUUCGGAUUGCACCCUCGCCGCUUCACACGGAGGAAAUGAUGGAUGAAUUGGUGGGGGCUCUAUUUGAAUCUUGGGUUGCGAAUCGACUGCCACUUAAUGUUUUGGUGUCCCCGGUGCAAGGAAGUGACUUCUGUCGUGAUAGGGCAGAGGAAUUGUCAUUGACUUUCAGCGCACAUUUUGGCGCCCACAAGGGACCCGACAGCAGUCCAGUUAUCAUUCGAGUGAGACCUAAAGACCAGUUUGAGAAUCCCAACUUCUUCUCAUCCCUCUUUGACCAGGAUCUCAUCCAGUAUUUUCAGUUCAUAGCCGAUAAAGGAAUCGGAGUGCCUCAAAGCUGCGAAGGUGCCCUAGUGUGGUACAAAAAAGUGGCGGACAGAGUUGCCGAAGACGUCACAUUGGGCAGUCCAGUUGUCCAGGAACCGUUAAAGCAAAUAACUCAAUUACUGUGGAAAGAGUUUCUGUUGAUGCGUAAUAAGCUGUUGCGAGUUGGACUGCCUGUGAUUGAUGCGCCGAGUCAUAUCAUACCUGUUCAUGAAAUGAUGGAUCAAUUGGUGGGGGCUCUAUUUGAAACGUGGGUUGCGAAUCGAGUGCCGCUUAAUGUUUUGGUGUCCCCGGCUCAAGGAAGUGACUUCUGUCGUGACAGGGCAGAGGAAUUGUCAUUGACUUUCAGUCAGAGCUGA